ACAAGUGUAUUACAAUGAAAAGUCAUGGCGAUGCUGGUACAUCAAAUUUUCAAAUUGGAGACAAAGGAUUAUCGUCCGACUUGGUAGAAGAAGUCAUUGUCUCUCCACCAUGUCGCACGCGUAGCCCAAAGUGCGCCAGGUGUCGUAACCAUGGAGUCGUAUCGGAAUUAAAGGGCCACAAACGGCUAUGCACGUGGAAGAACUGUCACUGUCCUUGUUGUCUGCUGGUGGUCGAGAGGCAACGAGUGAUGGCAGCUCAAGUGGCGUUGCGUCGACAGCAACAGGCACGAGACAACCUGGAAGGAGCCAGGGUAUCCCUAGGGACAACUAUUAUGAACGACACUGGAAAGUAUAAUCAUGUCCAGAAUCGACAGAGGGCAAUAGCAGCUUAUCAACGCAGACUUCGGAAUUUUGAGCGCCAUAGGGUACAGCUGGAUCGGCAUCCUGGACAGAAAAACGUCAACCAAGACAUUCGUAUCUUGAAUAAUCUUCCUGAUCAUCCAGACUAUGUCUCAAGAUCAAUUAUAAUGACAGAGACUGAUCAGAAUAAUAAACAGAGCAAAUCGUUAAUUAAAUUUCAUAAUACAUGUUCAACGUAUCCACAAAUACCUUUGUUUUCAUGUAUAGCAAAUACACCAAGUAUAACAUCACAUUUAAAUGACGGCACAUCGUAG
This is a messenger RNA of Ceratosolen solmsi marchali, 674 nucleotides long. Its product is annotated as doublesex and mab-3 related transcription factor 1. The transcript has 4 exons. Gene Ontology annotation, molecular function: DNA-binding transcription factor activity, RNA polymerase II-specific; RNA polymerase II cis-regulatory region sequence-specific DNA binding. The record is from RefSeq and is a predicted model, not a curated record. Gene Ontology annotation, cellular component: nucleus. The coding region runs from base 15 to 674 and encodes 219 amino acids. Lineage: Eukaryota; Metazoa; Arthropoda; Insecta; Hymenoptera; Agaonidae. Gene Ontology annotation, biological process: sex differentiation; regulation of transcription by RNA polymerase II.